AUGAUGGGGACUCUGCGCGACCUCCAAUACGCGCUCCAACAGAAGAUCGAGGAGCUACGGCAACGGGACGCGCUCAUCGACGAGCUGGAGGCAGAGCUGGAUCAGAAGGACGAGCUCAUCCAGCGGCUGCAGAACGAGCUGGACAAGUACCGCUCUGUCAUCAAGCCCGCCACGCUGCAAGUGAGCAAGCACAACCAGCUCCGGGAGCACCAGGCGCGCUCCAAGAGGCAGGCCAUCUCCGCAGAGCCCUCCGCCAACAUCCUGAGCCAUGACAAGCUGCCCUUCUACGACAAGAGCGCAGAGUAUGUAUGUGGUGUGUGUCUGUGGUUCUCUGUGAGGACUGUCUGCUGCGUAAUGUAG
Molecule: messenger RNA, 360 nt
Organism: Knipowitschia caucasica
Lineage: Eukaryota; Metazoa; Chordata; Actinopteri; Gobiiformes; Gobiidae
Source: the annotation of a GenBank genome assembly